AUGGCCGGGCGCGCGUUCGACAGGAUGUGCGGAGCAGCUUAUGCGGUCGAGCACGCCCUGGAGGACGCCGUGGAUGCUGUCAAGCAUUUCCCAUUGCCAAAGAAGCACUUCCGUCCGGCAGGCGUGAAGGCGGGUCAUUUCCCUCCGAUGCCCUGGUGGCACCAUGCCUUCCACGACCCCUACGAGAGGGUCAACGUGUUCUCCCACGGCAUCCCCGCGCUCGGAUUCUGGAUCCUAGCCAUCAGUUCCUUCAUGGGCUGGUUCCCGGGCGGGACGCCGAUGGCCCUGUUCGGCCUGGCGGCCGCCACCACGCACACGGGGUCCACCAUCGCGCACCUUUGGCCGGACGACGAGUGGUGCGAGAAGGGCGACCACAUGGGCAUCACCGCGCUCAUCAUCGGCGUCCCCAUCUCGGCGUCCAUGAGUCAGGACCCGGAGGCCGACGUGUCGGCCAUGCUGUGGCUCUCCAUCGUCCUGAUGUGUGCGGCAUUCACCAGCCACAGGACGCUGCGCACGCUGGGAUAUAUCUUGGGCGGAGCCGGCCUGUUCCUCAUCAUGCUGGCGCGCGGCGCUGCGACGUCCAACCUGUGCGCGCAGUGCGUGCUGUACCUCACAGGCGGCGUGUUUUACAUUCGGAGCAAGAACUGGAACAGCCGCGACCAGCACGGACCACAGGGGCUCUCGGACCACCACCUGAUGCACUACUUCGUCACCACCGCCUCGGUGCUGCAAGUAUACGGCAUCCUGCACGCCCACGGGCACAUCGAGGCGCCGUGGCCGCACGUGCACUUCUCGUGA
Messenger RNA from Pedinophyceae sp. YPF-701, 798 nucleotides. The record is from the annotation of a GenBank genome assembly. Lineage: Eukaryota; Viridiplantae; Chlorophyta; Pedinophyceae.